This is a messenger RNA of Trichoderma citrinoviride, 444 nucleotides long. RefSeq lists its product as hypothetical. The coding region runs from base 1 to 444 and encodes 147 amino acids. Gene Ontology annotation, biological process: intronic box C/D snoRNA processing; tRNA processing; nuclear-transcribed mRNA catabolic process, RNase MRP-dependent. Gene Ontology annotation, cellular component: ribonuclease MRP complex; nucleolar ribonuclease P complex. The transcript has a single exon. Gene Ontology annotation, molecular function: ribonuclease MRP activity. The record is from RefSeq and is a predicted model, not a curated record. Lineage: Eukaryota; Fungi; Ascomycota; Sordariomycetes; Hypocreales; Hypocreaceae.
AUGUCCCAAGAAACAGCAGCCUCAGCCUCGCGAAGAUCAACAGCACUCGAUAAUAAACCGAGGCUCUCCAAAACGCACGAACUCCUCACGUGCACCAUCAGAGCACCGCCCUUCUCAUACGUCCACCUGGAGCUCCUGACGAACCCCCCCGAGGCCGCCGUCGAGCUCGACAACCUCCAGGUCAAGUCGUACUGCACGGCUGCUCUGCGCCAGUUCCUUGGGCUGACGGGCACUGCGAUCCCGCUUGACGUGCUCAAGGUCGAGGCCGCCGAGUGCUGGAUCCGGGUUCCUCGAGAGGAUCUCGGGGCCUUUGCCGCCGCGCUUACGGCCUGGAAGGGCUCCAGCGACGGAGGCGUCGAGUUCCUCUUACGGGUCAAGCAGUGCUCUGACUGGCUUGGCGCAAUGGCUGGGAGCCACGGACAAGAUCAACUGUGGAACAAUUGA